Saccostrea echinata is the source of this 3585-nucleotide messenger RNA. RefSeq lists its product as uncharacterized. Gene Ontology annotation, biological process: carbohydrate metabolic process. Bases 125 to 2620 code for a protein of 831 amino acids. Gene Ontology annotation, molecular function: hydrolase activity, acting on carbon-nitrogen (but not peptide) bonds. The record is from RefSeq and is a predicted model, not a curated record. The transcript has a single exon. NCBI's taxonomy places the organism in Eukaryota, Metazoa, Mollusca, Bivalvia, Ostreida, Ostreidae.
CGAGAAAGAGGGUCGGUAAGAAACAGAAGUAUUCUUAAUUUGAAUGCCACCACCGAUCCUGUUUGCUCGAUAGAAUUAAAAUUUUAGUUUUAUUUAUUUGGAUAAACAAAAGAUACUUAAAACAAUGCUUAAAUUUAGACUUUUGAUUUUCUCCAUUCUGCCUGGAAUCGUUCUAUGUGUGUCCAGUACUUGUAAACAAGGUGAAAACUGUGUUCUUCCUGGAUGCUAUUGUAGCACAUUCAAACAUGAAAUGGAUACUGCCAAAAUGCCGCAAAUUGUAUACUUUGGAUUUGACGAUGCCCUAACAACUGUGCUUCCAGCUUAUUACGAUCGCCUUUUUAAUCACACGUCUAGGCGGAAUCCGAACGGAUGUCCCAUUGGAAUGACUCUUUAUGUUUCUCAUACAUAUACACAGUAUCCUCUGGUUAAACGUUAUUACAAAGAAGGUCAUGAGAUUGCUGUACACAGUGUUACUCAUACGCAUAUUAAAACUCGUGAAGAUCUUCUACGCGAAGCAGAUAAACAAAAGAGAAAUAUUGCCAAAUUUGCUGGUAUUCCUCUAGACGAAAUAAUCGGGUGGCGUAGUCCAUUCCUAGAGACAGCAGGGGACGAACAAGCUGAAGUAUUAAAGGGAUUAGGAUACAGAUAUGACAUUUCUCUCACCUAUAAAAGAACCAGAAUGAGUGGACAAAGUCCUUUUCCGUUUACCCUGGACUAUGGUUGGACAUUCUACUGUCAAAUAAAGCCUUGUCCUAAAAGGUCCCACAGAGGGUUUUGGGAGUUUCCAGUCAACUCAUUAAUGGAUUAUAAAGAUCAAUAUCCAUGUGGCUAUGUAGAUGGUUGUUACAAUGCUCCAAAGACGGAAGAGGAAGCCUAUCAAUACCUGUUCAAGAAUUUCAAAAGUUCAUAUGAAGGCAACAGAGCCCCCUUUGGGCUUCACAUGCACGCUGGGUGGUUUUAUACAAAAUUUCAUUUAGAUGCAAUGGAUAGAUUUAUAAACGAUAUAUUAAAAAACGACGAUGUGUACAUUGUUCCUGUGAGACAGGCAUUAGAAUGGAUGGAACAUCCAACACCAAUGAAUCAACUGGAUACAUUAGAUACAUGGUCAUGUCCAAACCCGAAAUCUCGACCAUCUGCUCACCAUUCACAGCAACAACAACGACCAAUGGCACCAGCGCCUCAACACCCUAAAUCAUCAACAACCACUACUUCAUCGACCACCACUACAACUACAACCACACCAAAACCAUCACCAACAACAACAAUCAAAAUGCCUGUGUGGAAACCCGACCCUCCAAAAACCACGAGAAAACCUGCCUGGGUCCCACCCCCUCCUCCAAACAGAUUGCCAUCACCUCCGAAAAAGAAUUUCUGGUCCUGGGUACAGCCCACUAAGAAAUUUGAUUCCACCACCAAUACAACAUUAUCUCCGACAACUACUGUUACUACUACUCCUGUUCCAACUACAAUAUCCAUCCCUAAACAUCCAGCAAAUCCAGGUGGGCCAUUUGUUUUAACAUCAAAUUCAUUGAAUCCUGAAAGUAUGAGGGAAAACCUUGCUAACAAUUACAACAUAAUGCAAGCUUUACAAGCUUUCUCGUCUACACCCCGAGUAGCUGCCGAGGGUUUUAUUGAAAUUACACCUCGUCCUGACGUAGACAAUAAUGCACCAACUACAAUUCAGCCACUGGGUGACGGAUGCAUGCAGAGUGCGAAUUGUCAACUGCCGUCUUGUUUCUGUAAAGGAAAGAUUCCACCAAAAACUAUGGAUUGGACAGACACUCCGCAAUUCGUCUAUCUCACUUUUGACGGGCCUAUUCAAGAAAGAAUAUAUCAGAAGUAUUAUCAGAUAAUUGGAAACUCAAGAAAGAAUCCAAACGAUUGCCCCGUUGUAUCGACCUUCUUUGUUUCGCAAGCUGGAUCAUCGAAUAACCUUAUUAAACGACUGUAUGACGACAACAAUGAAAUAGCACUUAAAGGAUAUGGUGGAAUGCCGACGGCAAAUAUGUCGAUUUUUGAGGAAGGCAUGAUUGCUCAAAUUUCAAUUUUACAGAGAAUGGGUAUUGAUAUAAUCCAGGGCUGGAGAAGUCCUAAUUUGAAACCACUAGGUGAUGAACAAUUCAGGAUUCUAAGAGACUACCAGUACGUUUAUGAUGCUACGCUAACAACUCAAUAUCAAAAAGGCCCUCGAUAUUGGCCUUACACCAUGGAUUUCAACAAUGGAGAGGAAUGUAUUAUAAACAAAUGUCCGAAAGAAUCCUACAGUGGAUUAUGGGAAGUGCCCACUUCUCCUGUUUUGGAUUAUCUCGGACUUUAUCCUUGUAACUUUGUUGAUGGAUGCACCAAUUCACCUACAACUGCAAAUGACACCUUCAACUUUUUAUGGAAAGAAUUUACCCAACAUUAUACUACCAAUAAGGCACCACUCGGUUUACAUUUUCGACAUAUUUGGUUUACACAUCCUUUCUUUAAUGAUAAUCUAAUUGGACUUCAAAGGUUUUUGGACAAGGUUGGUGAAUAUAAAGACGUUUAUUUUGUUACCAUUCGAAAUAUGAUAGAAUGGAUGAGGCACCCUACAACGGUGGAUCAACUGAAUAAGGGACACUUUUGGCAAUGUUAAUGGGUCGGUUUUCUCUACAAAUUUCCAUUCAUUUCUAAAUUAAUUUUGUCCCAACCUUUUUAAUGCAAAAUUUAUCUUAUUACUUGUCAAACUAAAGAAAUACAUUUUGGAUGAGAAUGAUCUAUGGUGUAAUUUGUUAUGUAAAUAUGUUUGGAAUAUAUAUGAGGUGGUAAAAAUACACAUUAUGCACGAGCCAGGGCAGAAGGUAAAAACCUAUGACAGAUCAUGUUUCCAGUAUUUUUAUGACUAUUUUAUGAGAGUAGCAUAUCGACGAUCAUUCUCCAUUACCUGACUAACACAAUUAAACAGAAUACAUAGUCAUAAAUGAAGAAAAAGCAUAUUUCAACAAAAAUGCUGCAUUUUUUAAACUAACAAAAUAUUAAGUAUCACAAAUGUUUUCGUACAUAAUUUUUAUUUAUUGUUGAAGAAUUUAUUUCAUUCUUCAAUCAGUGAUUUUUUUUAUUUGUGCUGGAGAAAACUACUAAAAAAAAAAUUCCUGCUGAAUUUUUUACAUUUCAAAAGUGACGAUAUUAACAUUAUAUUAAAGUCACCUCUUAUAAGCGAUAAAAAUGAUUCCCUUGUGCAUUCAUAUGUCAUUAUAAUUAUCGACAUAUUAGAAUCUCAAAAAACUGAAAUCCAUCUUUGUGCUCUUUGCUGUGAUAUUGAAUUUGCUUAUCUAAACGACACUUUCUUUAAGAAAUAUUUUUUUGGUGAAAAUUAUAUCUUAAUUUGCAUCACUAAUUCUUUUAGGGAACUUCGAUAUGUCACUAAAUGGUUAAUAUACAAGCCAAUUUCAUGACUGCUUUUGUUUAAUUAUUUCUCUAUCACAAAGUUCGUUUCUUUAUGUAAAUAUUAAUCUAUUGGUUUUUAAAGUAAGUUUUCUAUUGCCUUGUACUAUUUUGGAAUGCUAUUAAUUGUCGCUAGUUCUAAAUUUAUUUUUACGAGUAUUUAUGUGUCGCUUGAUG